Acanthosepion pharaonis is the source of this 1368-nucleotide messenger RNA. Lineage: Eukaryota; Metazoa; Mollusca; Cephalopoda; Sepiida; Sepiidae. The record is from the annotation of a GenBank genome assembly.
AUGUUUCCCACUUCUUUUGCCAGACCUUCGUUUAUUAUCUCUGGAAAGUCUGUUCGUAACAGUCUUCUUACCAGUAACUUGCUUGCUCGGUUGACGCGUCUCUCCAUGGAAAGCAAACGACCAAGUUCUGAUUUGGCUGCUUUUCGGGAGAUCUUUAGUAAGGCCAAAAAUAUUGUGGUGCUAACUGGAGCAGGUAUCAGUGCUGAGAGUGGAGUGCCAACGUUUAGGGGGCCUGGCGGAUUUUGGAGAAAAUGGCAAGCCCAGGAUCUUGCUAGUCCAACUGCUUUUCGGACCAAUCCAUCCCUAGUCUGGGAAUUUUAUCAUUACAGGCGAGAACUGAUGGGUAGCAAAGAGCCAAAUAAGGCCCAUUAUGCCAUUGCUGAAUGUGAGAAGCGACUUGAAAAACAAGGACGUAAUGUUUCAAUUGUUACACAAAAUAUAGACGGACUCCACUACCGAGCUGGAUCCUCCCGCAUUACAGAACUCCAUGGAAACCUUUUCAAAACCCGAUGUACAAAAUGUGGAGAAGUUGCUCAAGCAAAGGUUGCCCUAAUCCAGAAACCAAAAGAUGCUGCAAUUCCUGUUGAGCUUCUUCCAAGGUGCAAAAAAGAUUCCUGUAAAGGUCUGCUACGUCCUCAUGUUGUUUGGUUCGGUGAAUCACUUGAUCCUGUUGUCUUGAUGAAAACUGAAGAAAUUCUUGAAAAAUGUGACCUUUGCCUUGUGGUUGGUACAUCAUCUAUUGUCUACCCAGCUGCUAUGUAUGCUCCUAUGGUAGCAAGACAAGACAUCAUCACUAUAAUCAUUUUCUCUCCACAUCUCUCACUCUUUCUCUCUCUUUCUCUCUCUCUCUCUCUCUUUCAUUAUAGACAUCAUCACUAUAAUAAUUUUCUCUCCACAUCUCUCACUCUUUCUCUCUCUCUCUUUCAUUAUAGACAUCACUAUAAUCAUUUUCUCUCCACAUCUCUCUCUCUCUCUCUCUCUCUCUUUCAUUAUAGACAUCAUCACUAUAAUCAUUUUCUCUCCACAUCUCUCACUCUUUCUCUCUCUUUCAUUAUAGACAUCAUCACUAUAAUCAUUUUCUCUCCACAUCUCUCCUCUUUCUCUCUCUCUUUUCAUUAUAGACAUCAUCACUAUAAUCAUUUUCUCUCCACAUCUCACUUUUCUCUCUCUCUCUCUCUCUCUCUUUUCAUUAUAGACAUCAUCACUAUAAUCAUUUUCUCUCCACAUCUCUCCUUUUUCUCUCUCUUUCAUUAUAGACAUCAUCACUAUAAUCAUUUUUCUUUCCACUAUUCUCUCACUCUCUCUCUCAUUAUAGACAUCACUAUAAUUAUUUUCUCUCCACCAGUCUCUCUCUCUUUCUCUCUCUAA